Paramecium tetraurelia is the source of this 1533-nucleotide messenger RNA. RefSeq lists its product as uncharacterized. The transcript has 3 exons. Gene Ontology annotation, biological process: amino acid transmembrane transport. Gene Ontology annotation, molecular function: amino acid transmembrane transporter activity. Lineage: Eukaryota; Ciliophora; Oligohymenophorea; Peniculida; Parameciidae. The record is from RefSeq and is a predicted model, not a curated record.
AUGGCAUAAUUAGCAUAAGAGGCUGAAGUCAGCCAAUAAAUUCAAAAAGUGCUUAAGCAAUCUGUAUCCAAAAGGGAAAAGCAGUCACUGAUCAAAUCUAUAAAAAAGAGCUCAAUCGCUCAAACUGGCAAGGCGUCCUCAUUACAAACCAUAAUCUCUGUCUCCAACUCAAUGGUGGGCACCAGCACGUUGGUCUUCCCAGUGCUAUUUUGUCAAUCAGGAAUUGGAUUGGGUAUUGUUAUCGCCAUAAUCAUUGGAUUGAUUUCAUGCAGAACCACUCAAUUAUUGAUUGUACAUAAUAAAUCAGAUGAGAUGGACUUGCCAGAUACCUUACAACGAGUUCUGGGUCCAAAGUGGAAGACCAUUUUUAACAUUAGUAAUGUAAUCCUCCUGUGGGCCAGUGGGAUUAUCUAUAUGAUCUUGAUAUGCAAUCAACUUUAUCCCUUAAUUUAAAUAAUAUGUGAUAAUAUUGGCAUAGAAAGCGCACCACUAACUGACAUCACUCUCUCCAAGCUAUCAUACUAAUGGAUAGGAAUUGGUUACACUCUAUUUAUUCUGCCAAUGUUUUUCUAAAAGAAACUGGGAAUCAUUUUGCAACUCUUACCCUAUGGAAUUAUUUCAGUAUUUUCAUUCAUCUUAUUCACAAUAUAUGAAGGAAUCUAUAUGUUAGUAACUGACCAUCAAGGAGUGGUAGAUAAUUUGAAAUGGUUUAGUUGGGAUGUAUCCACAAUGGCUGGUACAUUUGCAUUGGCAUUGUUAAUAUAAUCUAUGGUUGUACCGAUAAUGAAGAAUAAUAUGAUUUAAUAAAAUAACAACCGAGAUAUUGCAAUUGGAUUUGGAUGGACAUGGUUUGUCUAUUGCAUGGCUGGCACAUUUGGAGCUUUUGCAGUUGCUGGAGCUUUGGCAAAUAAUUAGAAGUAAGAGGGCAAGAGUGGAUCUACUCUUUUAGAUUAUUAUCCAUCGGACAACCCCUUGGUCAUAAUUAUAUAGGUUCUACUGUUUCUAUAGUUGACUCUUGUCUUUCCAGUAUUACAAUUUAUCACAAGAUCCUAAUUUUUUGGUCUCAUCUAUGAUUUGGAAAGAUAACCCAAAUGGUAAUUCUACGCAUUCUCAUUGACUUAUGCAAUAACUUGCUUAGUGGUUCAAUGUGUCGAAGUUGAUUUGUCCUUAAUCAUUAGUUUAUGUGGAGCUGUUAUUGGAUUAUUUCAAGAAUACAUCAUCCCUAUUACUUUGCAUUUGAGUUGCUUGUAUGCCAAGAAGGGUUCCUAAACUCCCAAUUAGCCCAAUUAUAAUCAAGUCCAAGCUAGUGUGGAAUCAACAGAAUAUUUGGUAGAUUAGGUCGAUUUCACUAAGUUCUCACUCAAUGAUGAGGUUUACUUUAUAUUUUAUGGUUAAUAGGAGGAUUUGAAGUGCAAUGAUCAUUCAGACUUGCUAAAGCGUAUGCCUAAGAAUUUACGAAUAUCCUUAUAUUCAUUUAUUUUAGUGAUUGGAGUCGCUAUUGGAAUUGGCAAAUUGAUUGAUAUAUUUAAAUGA